UUAUUUUGAAAGGGUGUGACAGUUGGAAGGCGGAUAUGUCGCUUUAGCCUCGCGCGAAUUUUCUUGAGAGGUCUCAAGUUUGUCUUUUUAUUGUCAACCUCUUCAUAGCAGUUCAGUUCACUGUGAGUGGAAGAGACAAACUAGGCUCAAAUACAAUCCCAAGCAGGGCAGAGAGUCCGGUCGGAUAUUUGAAGAAAAGAAAUGGCGGGUGGCGGAGAUCUAAUGGACGGUGAUCUGGAAGAUGGAGAGAUCUCCGGGUCGGGGUCGGAUACUGAGAUGGGAACAGCCCAGGUUCCUCCUACUUUUAGCGGCCAGUCCUUCCACAGCAGAGCCGCUGCCCAGCAUUCUGCCGCCGCUUACCGCAGCACUGGUAGGACGGUGGAGUCCAGCGACAGUGACCCGGACUCGUCGGACGAGGAGGCGGCUGUUUGGCGCCGGAAGCGCCAGAAAGCAUCCGACGCCCCCCUGCCGCCUGCCCGCACCACCCGGGCAGAGCUGACCCGCAUGCCCGUCCCCAGCGCGCUGGGAGGCCGCAAAGUGAACAACAUUUGGGGUUCUGUGGUCGAGGAGCAGUGUCAGGAUGCCAUUACUGCAGAACUGGGCAUAUUUGGCAUGGAAGGUGAAGUUAGCAUGUCCAGCAGGAAUGUGGAGACUUAUAACUUUGUCCUGGCCCGUAAGAUCAUGGACAAGGAGAGGGAGAUGGAGAAACAGGUGAAUAAUGAAGGAGAAGUGAGCAUGCUGGACUCCCAGCUGGAGGAGUACAUGAAGGAGAGAGGCUCCGAGGAUAGGGCAGGAGGGGAUACUAAGAGGAAGAGGCUAGCUAAAGACAGACUUGGCCCCAGGGCUGAGAUGGACAUCAAGGGCCGAUGUGAGCUCACAGAGGACGACCCUGAGGAUAGGGUGACGGAUGAGAUCGCACACAGGCUGCAAGAGCCUAAAAAAGACCUGAUAGAGCGCAUAGUUAAAGUCAUCGGGAAUAAAAAAGCCAUAGAACUGCUCGGAGAGACUGCCACACUGGAGGAGAGCGGCGGUGUGCACACCAUGGACGGCAGCAGACGACGGACGCCUGGUGGGGUGUACCUCUACCUGCUGAAGAACACACCCAGCAUCAGCAAGGGCCAGAUCAGGAAGAUUUUCUUUGAGGAACACCAGAAAGACUGCAAGAGCAAGAAGGCCGCCCAGAAGAGGAGGCGGCACAUGGUGGCGAAGAAGAUGAAGCAGGCCAUUGGCACACUGAACCUGCAGGAGCACGAUGACGUCUCCAGGGAGACUUUCGCCAGUGAUACCAAUGAGGCCUUGGAGUCAUUGGAGGAUGCUGCAGAAGAGGAAGAGGAGGGUCAGGAGGAAACUGCUGUUGGCACUGAGGACACAGCGGUGGUCUACAAUGCUGCAGACCUGGAGGUCUUCUGAAGGAGGUCUGCUCUCUGAACUCUGGGAGGUUUGAACAAGGGCAUUUUGGAUUAAAAUUACAACACGACACUAAAACUAGUGCAUAAGAAAUGCAUGCAUAAGACAUCUCACCACCCGACUGUCCUGUUUUGCUUUUACCUCUUUAAAGGAGAGCUGAUGUUAACAGAAAUGUUGGAUUUGUUUGGUACAGCAUGUAUUUGUAGAUUUCAGCACAUGUAAACACAGUAAGACUUUCUGCAGCUUAGUGUGAUUUGUGAUACAAAUGUUGUUUGCAUUUAAAUCAUUCUUAUUUUUCAACAUCAUACUUAAGUUGCUGAAGCAUAUUGGAGUAACAGUGAAGCUCUCUUGUUUAUUUUCAAAUAUAGUAACUUUCUUUGUUUUGAUUUUUAUUUUGGGUAUAAUGAGGUCUGGAUUUAAUAAAUUAAUUUGUGUGACUGGAAUAUAAAUAAAGGUGACUCGGGCAAAAUUACUUAAAACAGUAA
Cottoperca gobio is the source of this 1892-nucleotide messenger RNA. RefSeq names its product phosphorylated adaptor for RNA export (gene phax). The transcript is spliced from 2 exons. Bases 202 to 1410 code for a protein of 402 amino acids. Gene Ontology annotation, biological process: snRNA export from nucleus. NCBI's taxonomy places the organism in Eukaryota, Metazoa, Chordata, Actinopteri, Perciformes, Bovichtidae. Gene Ontology annotation, cellular component: nucleus. The record is from RefSeq and is a predicted model, not a curated record.